CUGGCGCUCUUGCUUCCCCGCUUGGAUUUGCUGCUGGGCUUUAAUCUGCUGUCAAGCGGCUUGGACUGGGGAUGCUGCGGAGACCUCCUCCGGCGUGCGGCUGCCUCAGUGCCAGGAGACAGAUUACCAUUAUGAAUACACAGAAUGUGACAGCAGUGGAUCCAGGUGGAGAGUGGCUGUCCCCAAUCCAUCGGUGGAGUGCUCUGGAUUACCUGACCCCAUGAAAGGAAAAGAAUGCACUUUUUCUUGUGCUUCCGGUGAAUACCUCGAAAUGAAGAAUCAAGUGUGCAGUAAAUGUGCUGAGGGGACGUAUUCCUUGGGCAGUGGGAUCAAGUUUGAUGAAUGGGAUGAGCUGCCAGCAGGAUUCUCCAAUGUAGCCACUUUCAUGGACACUGCUGUUGAAUCAGCGGAGAAUAAAGCAGACAGCUGUAACAACUCUUCGUGGACUCCUCAUGGGAAUUACAUAGAGUCAAACAGAGAUGACUGCACUGUUUCUCUGAUCUAUGCUGUACAUCUGAAGAAGUCUGGUUCUGUCUUCUUUGAAUACCAGUAUAUUGACAACAACAUCUUCUUUGAGUUUUUUAUUCAAAAUGAUCAGUGCAAAGAGAUGGACUCCACAGCCGACAAAUGGGUGAAAUUAACAGACAAUGGCGAAUGGCGUUUUCAUUCCGUAGCUUUGAAAUCUGGUACAAAUAUAUUAUAUUGGCGAACAACAGGGAUUCUCAUGGGAUCUAAAGUGGUGAAACCUGUUCUGGUGAAAAACAUCACAAUUGAAGGAGUUGCAUAUACAUCUGAAUGUUUUCCAUGCAAACCUGGUACAUUCAGUGAUAGACCUGGGUCUUCCAAUUGCCAAGUGUGUCCCAGAAAUACCUACUCAGAGAAAGGAGCUAAGGAAUGCAUCAGCUGCAGCGAAGAAACACAUUAUGCAGAUGAAGGAUCCAGUCAAUGUACAGAGCGUCCUCCUUGUACGAACAAAGACUUUUUCCAGAUCCACACACUGUGCGAUAGGGAAGGAAAGACUCAGAUAAUGUACAAAUGGAUAGAGCCUAAAAUCUGCAGAGAGGAUCUUCCUGAUGCAUUGAAACUGCCUCCUUCUGGAGAGAAGAAGGAUUGUCCGCCAUGCAACCCUGGGUUUUACAACAACGGAUCAUCUUCCUGUGCUCCUUGCCCUCAGGGCAUGUAUUCAGAUGGAAAACAGGAAUGUAAGCCCUGCCCUGCUGGGACUGAACCGGCUCUUGGCUUUGAAUAUAAAUGGUGGAAUGUUCUGCCGGCCAAUAUGAAGACUUCUUGUUUCAAUGUUGGCAAUUCACGGUGUGAUGGAAUGAAUGGUUGGGAAGUGGCAGGUGAUCACAUCCGGAGUGGGGCAGGAGGCUCUGACAAUGAUUAUCUUAUCCUGAACCUGCACAUCCCAGGGUUUAAACCUCCAACAUCUGUGACAGGGGCAACUGGGUCAGAACUAGGACGGAUUACUUUUAUUUUUGAGACCAUCUGUUCAGCAGAUUGCGUGAUGUACUUUAUGGUGGAUAUUAAUAGGAAAAACACGAAUGUGGUGGAAUCCUGGGGCAGGACAAAGGAGAAACAGUCUUACACUCACAUUAUCUCCAAAAAUGCUUCCUUCACAUUCACAUGGGCCUUCCAGAGGACAAACCAGGGCCAAGAUAGCAGGCAAUUCAUACAUGACGUGGCAAAGAUCUACUCGAUCACGGUGACCAAUGUGUUAGAUGGAGUUGCCUCAUUUUGCCGGGCCUGUGCACUGGGGUCUGAACAGUCUGGAUCAUCCUGCAUACCCUGUCCUGCUGGACACUACAUUGAGAAGGAAACCAACCAAUGCAAGGAGUGCCCAACCAACACGUAUCUGUCUAUACAUCAGGCGUACGGCAGAGAAGCUUGUAUCCCAUGUGGGCCUGGCAGUAAAAGCAACAAGGAUCACUCCAUCUGCUUCAGUGACUGCACGCUCUCUUACCUCAAGGACAACCAGAGCCUGAAUUAUGACUUUACCAACCUCAGUGGGGUGGGGUCAUUAAUGAAUGGACCCAGUUUUACAUCCAAAGGGACAAAGUUCUUUCAUUUCUUUAACAUCAGCCUGUGUGGGAAUGAGGUAAAGAAGAUGGCCAUUUGCACAGACAAUAUAACAGAUGUCACCGUAAAGGACAUGGUGGCUGAAUCAGAAGACUAUUCAAGCUGGGUGGGAUCUUUUGUAUGCCAGUCCACGAUCAUCCCAUCCGACAGUAAGGGGUUCAGAACAGCACUGGCUCUGCAGUCCAACAGCCUGGCUGAUACAUUCUUAGGAGCUACGGUUGAAACCACACUGGGAAACAUUAACAUUGAAACAGAAAUGUUUCCAUCUCCUCCAAGGACAAUACCUGAUGUGAAUUUCUUUUUCAAGUCUUCUACAGUUACAACUUCCUGUGAAAAUGGACGUGCAACUGUUGUGGUGAUGAGGUGUAAUCCCACCAAGCCAGGCCAAGGCGAUAUUUCAGUUCCCAGCACAUGCCCCGCUGGUACCUGUGAUGGAUGCAUCUUCUAUUUCUUGUGGGAAAGUGCAGAGGCUUGCCCUUUGUGCACAGAGCAUGACUACCAUGAGAUUGAGGGAGCUUGCAAAAAAGGAUUUCAGGAAACCUUGUAUGUCUGGAAUGAGCCAAAGCAGUGCAUUAAAGGGAUUCCCUUGCCUGAGAAAAGAGUCAACACCUGUGAAACUAUGGACUUUUGGUUAAAAGUAGGAGCGGGUGUUGGUGCAUUCACAGCUGUUCUGCUCGUAGCCUUAACCUGCUACUUCUGGAAGAAAAAUCAGAAGUUGGAGUAUAAAUAUUCCAAAUUAGUGAUGACAGCUAAUUCAAAGGAGUGUGAGCUUCCAGCUGCUGACAGCUGUGCUAUAAUGGAAGGAGAAGAUAAUGAAGAGGAAAUAGUAUAUUCAAAUAAACAGUCAUUGCUGGGAAAGCUCAAGUCCUUGGCCACAAAGGAAAAACAAGAUCGUUUUGAAUCUGUGCAGCUGAAAUCUUCAAGAUCACAAAAUAUAUGAGGAUUAAAUGCUACCUUCAAAGAAACAAACCUGAUUUCUAUUUUUACAGGACCACAUUUUAAACACAUUGCUGCAGAUAGCAGAGUGAUGAUCCCAGUGAGAAAUGCUGAGCCAUUUAAGGGGAGGGAGGGAAAAGAGGGUGGAAAUCAAAACAAAAGAUUGGGUAGCCUUAUCUUGUGGUCAAGUACCUUGCCAAAACAAGAGCAGACGGCUUGGAUUCCAAACUAGGAAUGAAACUUAACUCAGGAAGAGAUAUACAUACUGCAACUGACUUAAAUUUUACAUUCACCUGUGCAUUCCUCAGGCAUGUCAUGUGAUUUAUGGGUAUCUUUUCAGUUCAUAAUCACUUUGUCCAUAUACAUCUCAAGAACUGAUUUUCUGAGAGGUUCGAAUCUUUCUGCAAAGGUUCUGUCCUAUCCUUUUUGUAGCAUGGCUUCAAGUCUCUCUCAAACCAAAAUUGUGAAUGGUACUUGAAACAGAUCCGGGGCUGAGUUUUGAUCCUUAGAGAUAAUAUUGCUUUUGGGGUUAAGGGCUGGAUGUCCUGCAACAGCCCUUAAGCGUAGCAGGGCCAAUUUACACUCACAGAUUGAACCCAUUUAGGUGCCAUUGUAAUGACCAGUUGUAAUGGGUUGGCUUGAACCUUGCACUCCUGAACCUUAGGCUAUACCUCUCCCUACAGCUAAGGGUAUGAUUCCCAGCUUACGUAGACUCGCAUUUGCUGUCAUAAGCCCAGCACACGGGGGCUGUGUCUACACUGGCCACAUAUCCCGUAAUAGCUAUGGAAA
Messenger RNA from Pelodiscus sinensis (Chinese soft-shelled turtle), 3804 nucleotides. Lineage: Eukaryota; Metazoa; Chordata; Testudines; Trionychidae. The record is from RefSeq and is a predicted model, not a curated record.